Pelodiscus sinensis (Chinese soft-shelled turtle) is the source of this 4209-nucleotide messenger RNA. Lineage: Eukaryota; Metazoa; Chordata; Testudines; Trionychidae. The record is from RefSeq and is a predicted model, not a curated record.
UCCCAUUGCUGCAAAGCCAAACAGCCCAGGUUUUGGGCUUCCGUUUCUCAUUGGCGUGUCUAUUUUGCAGAUCCCACUGAUGACUAGGAGCUGAGGGGCCCGAUCUCCAACGCCAGAGCCUCUCCCGCCACCUUCCCUCUUCCCAGCCUGACGCGUGGGCUGCGGAGCCCGAGGGGCCCGAUGCCGAAGAACAGCAAAGUGACGCAGCGGGAGCACAGCAGCGAGCAUGUCACCGAAUCGGUGGCCGACCUGCUGGCCCACGAGGAGCCUGUGGACUACAAGCGCAGCGUCUUGAAUGUGACAGGCGAGGCCUGGGACAAGCAGAAGGAUGUGGAGGAGGAGCUGGACUCGGAGAAGCGGCCGGCAUGGAAUAGCAAGCUGCAGGACAUCCUGGCCCAGAUCGGCUACUCCGUGGGGCUGGGGAACGUCUGGCGCUUUCCCUUUCUCUGUCGCAAAGAAAAAGGGGGUGCCUACCUGGUCCCAUACCUGGUGCUGCUGAUAAUCAUCGGGCUCCCUCUCUUCUUCCUGGAGCUGGCCGUGGGCCAGCGAAUCCGCCGGGGCAGCAUCGGCGUCUGGAAUUACAUCUGCCCCCGCCUGGGGGGCAUCGGCUACGCCAGCUGCCUUAUCAAAGGGAUCCAGUCCUCGGGCAAGGUCAUGUACUUCAGCUCCCUCUUCCCCUACGUGGUGCUUCUCUGCUUCCUGGUGCGGGGCCUGCUCCUGCGAGGGGCGGUCGAUGGGAUUGUGCACAUGUUCAUGCCCAAGCUGGACAAGAUGCUGGACCCGCAGGUGUGGCGCGAGGCGGCCACCCAGGUCUUCUUCGCCCUGGGCCUGGGCUUCGGCGGCGUCAUCGCCUUCUCCAGCUACAACAAGCAGGACAACAACUGCCACUUCGAUGCCACGCUCGUCUCCUUCAUCAACUUCUUCACCUCUGUGCUGGCCACCCUGGUGGUCUUCGCCGUGCUGGGCUUCAAGGCCAACAUCAUGAACGAGAAGUGUGUGGUGGAGAACGCUGAGAAGAUCCUGGGCUACCUCAACACCCAUGUCCUGAGCCACGACCUCAUCCCGCCCCACGUGAACUUCUCGCACCUCACAGCCAAGGACUACAGCGAGAUGUACCACGUGAUCCAGACGGUGAAGGAGGGCCACUUUCAGGAGCUGGACUUGGACCCCUGCCUGCUAGAGGAUGAGCUCAACAAGUCCGUGCAGGGCACCGGCCUGGCCUUUAUCGCCUUCACCGAAGCCAUGACCCACUUCCCCGCCUCUCCGUUCUGGUCCGUCAUGUUCUUUCUGAUGCUGAUCAACCUGGGGUUGGGCAGCAUGAUUGGGACCAUGGCCGGCAUCACUACCCCCAUCGUUGACACCUUCAAGGUGCGGAAGGAAGUGUUCACAGUUGGCUGCUGCAUCGUGGCCUUCCUGAUCGGCCUGAUCUUCGUGCAGCACUCGGGGAAUUACUUCGUCACCAUGUUUGACGACUACUCCGCCACGCUGCCACUCACCGUCGUGGUGAUCCUGGAGAACAUCGCUGUGGCCUGGAUUUAUGGCACCAAGAAGUUCAUGCAGGAGCUGACCGAGAUGCUGGGCUUCCGGCCGUGCGUCUUCUACUUCUACGCCUGGAAAUACAUCUCUCCGCUCUGCAUGGCGGUGCUCAUGACAGCGAGCAUCAUCCAGCUCGGCGUCAGCCCGCCCGGCUACAGCGCGUGGAUCCGGGAGGAGGCUGUGGAGAGGUUCCUCUACUACCCAGCGUGGGCCAUGGCCAUCCUCAUCUCGCUCAUCAUUCUGGCCUGCCUGCCGCUGCCUGUGGUCUUCAUCCUGCGCCAGUUCCACCUGGUGUCGGACGGCUCCAACGCCCUCUCCGUCACCUACAAGAAAGGCCGGAUGAUGAAGGACAUCUCCAACCUGGAGGACAACGACGAGACGCGCUUCAUCUUGAGCAAAGUGCCCAGCGAGGCCCCGUCCCCGAUGCCCACGCACCGCUCCUACCUGGGGCCAGGGAACUCGUCCCCGCUGGAGCUGAGCGCUGCCCCCAACGGACGCUAUGGGAGCGGGUACCACUUGGCCAGCACCCCUGAAUCGGAGCUGUGAGGGCCGGCGCCAGCCACCCCCACCCCAGCGCCUUGGCGAGGAGGUGACGGGGGAACGGAACAAACAGACACAAAAGAAGAACCUUUUCCUAGAGCAAAGUGGGCAGCCGCUUCCCGGGCCUGGUUGGGAUUCCCUCUCGGAGGUCUCCAGCCAGCACGGCGGCCCCUUCUCCGCUGCCCUUGGGAGCACACAGAGCAAGACACUGCAGUACGUGUUAUCAGUGGGUUUGCAGAGAGAUUCGCAGGGGAGUCCAACCACGCGCCUCUCGAGCCCCGGGCGCUCGGAAACGGGACGCACAAAGACGUUUCCUCCUAGGACCCGCAGUUCUUCCUCUAACGGGGAGAGGGCCUGGCCCCUAUUGCACUGAUCCCAUUGGGCCAGUCCGGUUCACACACGAUGGGCAGCCCUCUCCCAAGUGAUGGCGGCACCUCCUCUGGAUUUGGAGCACUGGAGACUCCCAAAGAGCCCCGCUUUACAGGCAGGCUGCAUCGUGUGGACAACGCGGGAGAGUGAGUGGCAGCAACUGGCGCCCAGGGAUCGUCCCCAGGAGCCGGGGCAGGGUCUCCACUCAAACUGCGUUCCACUGGGCGCACAUGCCUGGUGACACUGGGCUAGACUAGGGGUGACCCCAGGCAUCGCCCCGGGGUUUUGCAGCUGGGCUGGCUGCAAAACCUGCUUCGGAGCUUCGUUUCCAAUGUGCUGGGCGGAAGAAAGGCAAGCAGUCCCCUAGCCCGCCGAGCGAGAAGCUGGGUUCUUGGUUCCAGUAACGCUCGAGUUCAGAGCCCGGGAUCUAAACCCUGCCCUUAUUUAUACCCUGGUGGUCGUCGUGUGGGUGCCACGCACGCCGACCGUGUGUGUGUGUGUCUGUGUUCACUAGCCUCGUGCAUCUACAAGUGAGGGUCCAAAUUCCUCCCUGGUGCAUCUCUGGGGAUGUCAGUGGCCCGAACCCCGGGCGUAGCUGGCUCGGAGGCUCCAGCUGUGUUUGGGGGAGCGCUGUAUUGUGCAUUACGGGUCUCCCGUACCUGGCUGCCAGGUGUUGGUCUUUCUGCUUGGCUCCUGCAGCCAGAGGGCUACCCCAUCUGUGGGACGGAGGGCCUGCAUGGAGAGGCAGUAAUUGUGGGGCUCUCCCAUCCAUCUGAGGCAACUAGGAUCUGUCGGGGCCAAUUAGGGCCCCGGAUGGAGUCCUCACAGCCACUUGGGCAAGCUUUACUGAUCCUGCAUCUGGGCCCCUGGGGGCAGGGGAGGCUGCUGUCUCUCCAGCUCGCAAUCCGCGGCUGCCCCAGCAGUGCACCGAGAGCCAAAGGCCCCUCGUAAGUUUCUAAGCUGCCCUGCCUGCUCCGGUGGCACGUGGAGCAGCUCGCUGGUUCCGUGCCAGCGCAUAGCCUAGCCAGCCUUGCCUGGUCCAUGCCAGGGCUAUGAGCCCUUCUCCCCUUUCGCCCUUUGAUUUCCUGCUCACAGGGCUCCACCCCCUCCGGAGCGAACAGGGAAAGACCGACGGGCUUCGUCCCUUUCCAUACGCACCUUUUCUGCCCCUCGCGCCCUUUCUUCUGAGGCCUCCUUCAUGCAGCUGGGGAGCCUCAAAAUAACCAUUUCCCAUGAACUGAGCCCCGCAGGAGCCAUUCUGCAGCUGGGGAAACUGAGGCACAGAGUGGGCCAGUGAAUCUGUCUCCCUGCUCUAACAAUCAGCUCUUCCCUCCAUGAGGCUUCCCAAGCUAUGGUCACAUCACCCAGCAGCCUAGCUCCAGCGAUGUCCUAGCUGUUACUCCAGUUUACACCAGCCAGCGGGCUUGUCUCGGGGGUAAUUACACAGCUCGGCUUGGCCAGGCACUGCCUGCUCCCUUUCUCAGCCCAGUGUAAAUCAGGAGUGAUACCAAUAAACCUGCCUGCCCCCCACCACCCUAGGCCAGGCCAGCCAGUGGUAUCAAUCGGUGUCACACCCCUGGAGUUACGGGGCAGAGCCCCAGGGGGUGUCAAUCGGUGUCACACCCCUGGAGUUACGGGGCAGAGCCCGAGGGGGUGUCAAUUGGUGUCACACCCCUGGACUACGUCUAGACUGGCAUGAUUUUCCGGAAAUGCUUUUAACGCAAAAGUUUUCCGUUAAAAGCAUUGUCGGAACAGAGAGUCUAG